Messenger RNA from Solanum tuberosum (potato), 1942 nucleotides. Its product is annotated as E3 ubiquitin-protein ligase Topors. Gene Ontology annotation, biological process: protein monoubiquitination; protein polyubiquitination. The transcript is spliced from 5 exons. Gene Ontology annotation, molecular function: ubiquitin protein ligase activity. The record is from RefSeq and is a predicted model, not a curated record. Bases 50 to 868 code for a protein of 272 amino acids. NCBI's taxonomy places the organism in Eukaryota, Viridiplantae, Streptophyta, Magnoliopsida, Solanales, Solanaceae.
GAUUAAACAGUUGACCCGACUUGAAAUUGCGUCUCCGAGACUCUCCCCUAUGGACUCUAGAUUUAAGGUAAUUACCACUGCCGUUGCCCGGAAAUCAUGUCCGAUAUGCCUCUGCCGGCUGCACCAUCGGAGCGCGGCGGUUGUUAUCCCAUGUAUGCACGCCUAUUGCAUCGUUUGCAUCCGCAGAUGGAGCGAUGUGAAGAGAAAAUGCCCUCUCUGCAACGCCGACUUUGAUUCAUGGUUCUCCAGAAUCAGCUUCUCGUCCCGGACCUUCCAUAAAGAGCAAUUAUCAGCUCGUAACGAGACUAAGAAGUUACACUCAGGUUUUGUCCCCUCUAGGCUGAGAGACCGAUUGGCGGACCGAAGAGCGAUUACGAGAAGGAGAGAAGAGUUGAGUACUUUUGGCUCCAGAACGAGGCCGUUCCCAAAGCGGCGAUCCUUUGAUCGCAAUGGAGCUUUAAAUCCAGAUGAUAUUACUAGGAGAAUCAUUCUCUGGCGUUCCAGCAUUUAUGAAGAGAGAUUGCAGGCUGUUCCUUUUUCAUCUAAAAAUUGCCUUAUACAGCACAUGGAUAAUAGGAGUACCAAAGAGAAGAUGUUACAGAGAAUAGAACCAUGGAUAAGAAGGGAGCUGCAGGCUAUACUGGGGGAUCCAGAUCCAUCCAUUAUUGUCCAUGUUGCUACCUCUCUUUUUAUCACUGAAAAUACACAUUCAAUACAGCGGUGCGCCAGAAAUGAUUUUCUUGCUCCAUUGCGGCCCUUCUUGCAUGAACAUGCAGAAAUUUUUUGGCAUGAACUAAGGUGCUUUGCUGAGAGUCCUUUGUCUAUGCAGACAUAUGAUACUGUGGUGGAGUACUACUCCUUGGACUAAUUCACCAGUACCAAUCAUCAAUGCGUUGGCUACACUCCUGGGGUAACAAUGGAUUGAGAGGGGUAAGAUAGGGUUGUGAUCCAGCGUAGUCAUCUGAUCAUGGCUAUAAGGAUGUUGGAAUCUGAAUUCUUGUGGCAAAUGGAAGAGCAAGCCGCCAGUUUUUCUUCCUCAAUAGCCAGUUAAGAUUGGUUGAAGAGCCCACUAUGCACUGCUCCUUACGGAUGAAGUCUUGUUGCCUUAGCUUUGUCUAGGUAGGGAUAAGCAUAUUUGUUGUGCAAUAUUCAUUGACCUUUUUUCUGAAGUCCAAGACACAGGAGAAGAUGAUUUCUUGUGAUUAGCAACCCAUUUAUAGGAGAAGCUGGAGAGAUCUAGAAUGCUUAAAUUAUAUUUCUGCAGUGGUUAAUCAAAGCGUGACAGGAGUUCCUGAGGAGUUAGCAUUUGGUAGACGAUGCGCUAGCGACCCGUUUGAGCUCAUUAAGACGCUGUUUGAUUACCUGGGAAGAGGGGCUUUGGUGAUAUUUUGAUCCUGGUCCCUAUUGAGUGGACCUACCUUAGUGUCCUCUUCUUUGAUAAAUUGCCACAGCGCUAUUGCACAUUCUGCAUGUCUCUGGUCCACUCAGUUUGAAAAGUAUGGUUCGACAUUGGUGGACCUAGUUUUUCCAGUUAUAUCCUCCAUCAAGUACGCAUUUUGAAGAAGAAGAACCUUGUGUUGAUAGUUUGCGAAGUGGAUGAUAAAAGGUUGCCUUUGAAAUAGAAGUUGUACAGGGCUGCGAAUCUCUUGUGUGCAGAUCGUUGGAAAGGUGUUAAUUGCACAGUGGAAAGCCUCAUGUAUAAAAAUUAGAUACAAAUGUUUCGAUAUUAAAUCAUGUCGUAAAGAUAUGCGCGACUCUGGAAAAAUUUAAGAUCCAACAUAGGACCAAAAGAUUAUGCAAUGCAUAAAGAGAGAGAAUUGCAAUCCCAAAUAUGAACAAAAAUUAUGUAUGCUUGUCAAUCACCAGACGUAACGUUUUCCAUUGAUGUAUCUGUUUAAAUAUAUAUUAUUUUUAGCUUUUAUGGGGCCUCUUGUUUUUCUUA